UAGAACAUAGAUACAGAGACACUUGUCAUCAGGAAGGUUCUCUCUCAGCACAACGGAAAAUAUCUCAAUGACUUGACAUGUUCUGGUUGUGAAUUCAGGCUACAAGGGGUCAGUGCUCUAAAAUGAGUCUCUCUGGGGAGAGAAAGGAGAGAAAGGAGGGGGGGCCUGCCUCUAAAAGGAGUCUCUCUGAGGAGAGCGAGGAGGGGGGUCCUGCCUCUAAAAUGAGUCUCUCUGGGGAGAGAAAGGAGAGAAAGGAGGGGGGGCCUGCCUCUAAAAGGAGUCUCUCUGAGGAGAGCGAGGAGGGGGGUCCUGCCUCUAAAAGGAGUCUCUCUGGAGAACAUGACACCAAAGCUAAGAGCCCAAUCAAGCAGAAGAGACCAGCCUCCCCUGUUCCCAGCUGUGUGUCCAUGAAGAGUGACAAGUCUAUGAAUCUACCUGAGGUGUUUAGAGAGGGAGACUUUUCUACUGAACAAAGAAACCAACAGGCAGGAUCAGAGUCAGAGAUUCUCAGUGGUCAGUCUUCCCAGAGUCAUCAAACAGACCUGGCCUCCAUAUUCAGUUUGCUUGAAGAGAAAAUUAUGACAUUUGUGAAGAACGAGCUGAAGAUGUUCAAGAGGAUUCUUAGUCCAGAACUCCCAGAAGGCUUUGAGAGUCAGAAGCAGGAUAAGGAAGUGGUGGAUGCUGAAGAUGAGAAGCAGGAGAGCAGUGCCAGAGAGGGGGCUCUGAAGAUCACACUGCACAUCCUGAGGAAAAUGAACCAGAAGGAGCUUGCUGACACACUGGAGAAAUAUUCAGAUGAGCUCGCUGUGAUUUGCCAACGUGAACUCAAAUCUAAUCUAAAGAAGAAGUUUCAAUGUGUAUUUGAGGGGAUCGCUAAACAAGGAAACCCAACACUUCUCAAUAAGAUCUACACAGAGCUCUACAUCACAGAGGGUGGAACAGGAGAGGUCAAUAAUGAACAUGAGCUGAGACAGAUUGAGACAACAACCAGGAAACAAGCAAGACCAGAGACUGCAAUCAAAUGUAACGACAUCUUCAAACCCUUAACUGGACAAGACAAACUUAUCAGAACUGUGCUGACAAAGGGAGUCGCUGGCAUUGGAAAAACAGUCUCUGUGCAGAAGUUCAUUCUGGACUGGGCUGAAGGAAAAGCAAAUCAGGAUGUCCAAUUUGUAUUUUCAUUCCCUUUUCGUGAACUGAAUUUGAUGAAAGGCGACAAACACACUUUCAUUGAACUUCUCAAUCACUUCUCAAUGGAAACCAAACUAUCAAGAAUCUCCAACUACGACAAGUACAAAGUUCUGUUCAUCUUUGAUGGUCUGGAUGAAUGCCGACUGCCCCUAGACUUCCAGAACAACAAGAUCUGUUGGGACGUCACAGAGUCAACCUCAGUGGAUGUUCUGCUGACAAAUCUCAUCAGGGGAAAUCUGCUUCCCUCUGCUCUCCUCUGGAUAACUACCCGACCUGCAGCAGCCAAUAAGAUCCCUUCAGGGUGUGUUGACCAGGUUACAGAGGUACGAGGGUUCAAUGACCCACAGAAGGAGGAGUACUUCAGGAAGAGAUUCAGUGAUGAGGACAUGGCCAGCAGAAUCAUCUCACACAUAAAGACAUCAAGGAGCCUCCACAUCAUGUGCCACAUUCCAGUCUUCUGUUGGAUUUCUGCAACAGUCUUUGAACACAUGCUGAAACAUAAGAGAGAAGAGAUGCCCAAGACUCUGACUGAGAUGUACACACACCUUGUGGAGUUUCAUACCAAACAGAAGAACGAAAAGUAUCUUGGGAAAGAAGAGACAGAGAAUCUAAUUGACAACCUGCAAACAAAAGACAAUACUGAAGUUACUGUCUACAAGAGUGCUGUGGAUAAAGCCUUACAAAGUGAGACAGGAAACCUGGACCUUUUCCUCCGCUUCCUUCUGGGCCUCUCCAUGGAGUCCAAUCAGAAGCACUUACGAGGUCUACUGACAAAGACAAGAAUCAGCUCACAGAGCCAUGAAGAAACAGUCAAGUACAUCAAGGAGAAGAUCAGGGAGAAUCCCUCUCCAGAGAGGAGCAUCAAUCUGUUCCACUGUCUGAAUGAACUGAAUGACCAUUCUCUAGUGGAGGAGAUCCAAAGAUACCUGAGAUCAGGAAGUCUCUCUAGACCCAAACUGUCACCUGCACAGUGGUCAGCUCUGGUCUUUGUGUUGCUGACUUCAGAAAAGGAGCUGGAUGUGUUUGACCUGAAGAAAUACUCCAGAUCAGAGGAAGGUCUUCUGAGGCUGCUGCCAGUGGUCAAAGCCUCCAGAGCUGUUCUGCUGUCAGGCUGUGGAGUCACAGAGGAAGGCUGUGCUUCUCUGGUCUCAGCUCUGAGGUCAAACCCCUCACACCUGAGAGAGCUUGAUCUGAGUAACAAUGACCUGAAGGAUUCAGGAGUGAAGCUGCUCUCUGCUGGACUGGGGAAUCCCCACUGUAAACUGGAGACUCUGAGGCUGUCAGGCUGUCUAGUCACAGAGGAAGGCUGUGCUUCUCUGGUCUCAGCUCUGAGGUCAAACCCCUCACACCUGAGAGAGCUGGACCUGAGCUACAAUCACCCAGGAGACUCAGGAGUCAGACUGCUCUCUGCUGGACUGGAGGAUCCACACUGCAGACUGGAGAAACUCAAUGUGGAACAUGGUGGAGAGAACAGAAUGAACCCUGGGCUUAGAAAAUAUGUCUGUGAUCUCACACUGGACCUAAACACAGUAAACAGACUCCUCUCUCUGUCUGAGGUGAACAGAAAGGUGACAUGUAGGACAGAAGAGCAGCCGUAUCCUGAUCACCCAGAGAGAUUUGAGGUCUGUAGACAGGUGCUGUGUAGAGAGGGUCUGACUGGGCGCUGUUACUGGGAGGUUGAGUGGAGUGGAGGGGCUGUUAUAGGAGUGACAUAUAAAGGAAUCAACAGGAGAGGAAGGGGUAGGGACUGUUGGCUUGGAUACAAUGACAAGUCCUGGAGUCUGUUCUGCUCUGACAACAGUUACUCUGCCUGUCACAAUAAUAUUACCACUACCAUAGACAUCCCCUCCUCCAGCUCCCACAGAGUAGGAGUGUAUCUGGACUGGCCAGCCGGCACUCUGUCCUUCUAUAGAGCCUCCUCUGACACACUGACCCACCUGAACACAUUCACCUCCACAUUCACUGAGCCCCUCUAUCCAGGGUUUAGGGUUUGGGGUGAUGGUGACUCAGCGUCCCUGUAAAUAAUAACCUGACACAAACACACACACACACACACACACACUGGACACACACAGUGGUCACACACACUGGUCACACACACACACACACACACACACACACACACACACACACACACACACACACACACACACACACACACACACACACACACAUACAC
Molecule: messenger RNA, 3370 nt
Organism: Oncorhynchus nerka (sockeye salmon)
Lineage: Eukaryota; Metazoa; Chordata; Actinopteri; Salmoniformes; Salmonidae
Product: NLR family CARD domain-containing protein 3-like
Exons: 10
Coding region: 123-3212 (1029 amino acids)
Biological process (GO): intracellular signal transduction
Molecular function (GO): protein binding
Source: RefSeq, a predicted model, not a curated record